UCACCCCGCCUCCUACAUUAGUUUACUUGCCGCCGGUGUUCCAAAACCUUUCGUCUUUUCCCCCGUCUGUCUACAAAGACCUUCACACUCGCAGCCCCGGCUCAGUGCUUCGUCGCGAAGGCUUCGUCUCCCUCUCCCUUCUCCCUUCCACCCGCAUUCGACCGCCUCGGUUCGCCGGCGACGAGAUGGCCAUCGAUCACGCGACCCCUCUGGGACUGAAGAGCAGAUACGCCAUGGGAGGGGACGAGUGCGACGACGACGCGGAGAACCAGCGGUGGCCGCCGUGGCUGAAGCCGCUGCUGUCCACGAGCUUCUUCGUCCAAUGCAGGGUCCACGCCGACGCGCACAAGAGCGAGUGCAACAUGUACUGCCUCGACUGCAUGAACGGCGCGCUCUGCUCCCUCUGCCUCGGGCACCACCGCGACCACCACGCCAUCCAGAUUCGGAGGUCGUCGUACCACGACGUGAUCCGGGUGUCGGAGAUACAGAAGGUGCUGGACAUCACCGGCGUGCAGACGUACAUCAUCAACAGCGCGCGCGUGGUGUUCCUCAACGAGCGGCCGCAGCCCCGCCCCGGGAAGGGCGUCACCAACACCUGCGACGUCUGCGAGCGCAGCCUCCUCGACUGCUUCCGCUUCUGCUCCCUCGGAUGCAAGAUUGUGGGAACGGCCCGAGGAUACCGCCCCAAGAAGAAGCACGGCGGCGGCGAUAGCAAGAAGAAGAAGAGGGCGGCGCUCAAGGACGUGCGCUGCGACUCGGAGGACUCGUGCACCGGCAGCAGCGGCGGGAGCAGUGACAAGAGCAGCGUCGUGCAGUGCUUCUCGCCGUCGACCCCGCCGCCGACCUCCGCCAGCUGCCGCCCCUGGAACAAGCGCCGCAAGGGCGUCCCGCACCGGUCGCCCUUCGGCAGCCUCAUCGUCGAGUUCUAGUAGCACUCUCCAGACUCCAUCAGCACUGUGACAAUGUACUCUGUACUGUAUACGUGACAUAGCCUAGCCCGGAAGGAAUAACCGUGCGCCUCUGGACGUGGAGUCGUGGAGGCCGGCCGGCCGGCGGCGCAAUGCCGGCGAAGGGCGAGAGCGGUAAGAACACACCUAGUAGUGCUGCUAUAGUGUUAUAGUUUGCUUCUUUUCAGGUUUUGUUAGUUUACAUUUACAGUUGCUAGUUACUAGCGGUGGUACCAGUAAGAUAGCUGCUACUUACGGCCUCGUAACCGCGACUAAGUUUUGCAGCCUUGUACAUUGUAAUAUACCAGUACUCUCAGUAUGCUAGAUGUAUAUAUAUAUAUGUUACUUUCAAUCAAACAAUGUGGGGGAUAGGAUGCAGCGAGGCAAGGUGCUCGCAUGUUCA
Setaria italica (foxtail millet) is the source of this 1350-nucleotide messenger RNA. RefSeq lists its product as uncharacterized. The record is from RefSeq and is a predicted model, not a curated record. NCBI's taxonomy places the organism in Eukaryota, Viridiplantae, Streptophyta, Magnoliopsida, Poales, Poaceae. The transcript is spliced from 4 exons. Bases 186 to 929 code for a protein of 247 amino acids.